AUGGCUCAUCCAGCACGUUUGUCACUACGUGCACCUCCUCAUCUCCCCUUUGUCCAAGGCUACCCCGGCAUCCCAGCUUCUUCCAACCCCGCCCGUCCGGCCCCAGCAGUACACGGUACUGUCGAACUUCGUUCCGGAUCCCUACCCCUUAGAGCUAAAUGGGUUCGAGUAGAGAUUCGUAAAUAUGAAACACUUCCUCCUGGUUUCCCAACCUCUUCAACAACUUCACCAAUGUGGGAACACGUAGGUGAGAUUGUCACUCUUUGGCAACCUUCCGGUGAUAAAGAAUACGAUACUUUGGAACCUACCGAUUUCAAAUUCUCAAUUUCUCUUCCAGAAGAUAUACCACCAACUUGUGAAAUGUUAAAAGGGACAGGAAUCAAAUAUGAACUGGUAGCUGCUUUAUGUUAUCGAGAAAAAGGUGGUUUAUUCAAAAAAGAAACUUCACCAAUACUCAAGAUUUCAGAACCUUUACGAAUCAUAAAACAUGAUUUACAUUCUGCUUGGCCAAUUUAUAAUUUACCUGAUACUCGUAUGGGAACUGCUUUAGGAGGACAAUUAACUUUGAUCGUUUCAAGACCAAGUACAGCUUUCGGUCCGACAGAUAGAAUUUUAUUCACAACUACGUUGAAAUCCACACAUCCGAAACCUUUCAAAUUCAAAGGAUUCGAAUGCACUUUACAUGAGGUCACCACGGUCAUACCUCCUCUUUCGCAAAAUACGAGUAAGAGGAAGAGUAAGAUACCUCCUCAGGGAUUGAGCAGAAGUAGGAUUGUUGCGUCUACUCGAGCGGCGGUGGACGAGUCAGUAGGAAGAGGAGGAGAGAAAUCAGCUAGGGUAGAUAUGGCAGUCCCGGUGGAUAAAUUAUUGUUGACGGUGAAAAAUGCGAAAAUCAUGAGUAUGUCGUAUGAGCUUGAGGUGAAGGCUAUAUGUGAUGGAUUAGGAGAGGUGAAAUGUGGGGGUAUUAUCUAUACUGUAGGACCUUAUGCCAGAGUUCAAGCUGAACAGGCAGUCAGAGACAUUGGUCAUUUUCCACCUCUGAGUAUGGGAGUUUCAUCAACCCCGGAUCCCUCAUCGCGACCUAUAUCACCAGGUUCGACACAAUCUCAAAUUCCCUCCGCAUCCAUCACCAGUAACUUCUCCCCUUCUUCAUCUUUCUACGCCUCACAACCUCUUCAACCAACUUCUGACCAUCUCUCUCCACCUACAAAUUUCUACCCUUCAAAAAUUCCUCAACCUCUUUAUCCCAAUCAACCUUCUUACCCACCGACCCAACAGUACUCCUCAUCCCAAGCGUCAUACUCUACCUCAAACACGUAUCUCCCUACCACAUCUUUCCCCGUUCAAAGUCCUUAUCAACCUAAUCAACCUUACCCACAACGACAAAUUCAAGGUUUCAUCCCACAAGAUCGUCGGAAAUCUUCUUCUACCAUCACUUCCACAACUACCACCACACAUGAUAUGGGUCCAGCCACCAGUGGACGACCAUACUCUACUUUACCGGGUAUGGGCGGGCGUCUGACUUUUCCCACUCCUUCACCGGCCCCGGCACUACAACGAAGUCCAUCGGUACCUUAUAGUAUGAGUGAGGAAAGUGGAGGACAUAGUAUGUUGGAGAGCGUACAAGAGAGAGCGCAAAGUGAUAUGGGACAUGGCUCCAGGGAGAACAGAGCGAGCGUUAUGACGACUAGUACAAACGGCACGUUUGGAGUGUGGGAAGGUGGUGCGAAGGGGGUUUUGGAGAAGACAGCAGUUGCUCAGAACUCCCCUACCCGCCCAAAUAGCACCAACCCUUCUCCUCGUCCAUCCCCUGGACUAUCUCGAGUUCCCCCUUCCUCCUGGCCUACAGCGGAACAAGAAAAACUCUCUCUGUACAGCUCCGCCCGGUCUCGUGCAGCAGUAACACAAGCCGCUUCUGGUGCCUCUCUUGACAAACUCGGUUUGUCCUCCUCCACCGAUAUGGAUCAUCCAUCGGAGGUCGCUCCGCCAGAAUAUGCACCGCCAGUCCCGCCAUCACCCCUAGUCCAACAAAAUCCCUCUUCUGCUGGACCUUCCAACCCUGGUUCAUCAGGUGGAACCAAACCUCCUCGUAUGUCUGAAACGUACCUCUCAGCUGCAGAAGAGAAAGAACGUCAGAAGAAAGCGUACGAAACAGCCAUGUCACGUGUUACCUCAUCUUCUUUCUCUUCUUCUCCUACUUCGUCCCAGCAGUCACAUAAACCCAACACCAUUUCUCAAAUUUCCCCCACAAAAGCCUCAUCGUCAAAUGUUCAACGAGCUCAAGACGUGCAAAGCAACGGCCACGAGGAAUUGAUACCUUAUGAUGCUAUUCCCAUCGCUGGUUCAUCCACUUCCAACGGAAUGUCAGGGAAUAUACCCGUCGCUGGGAUGGUCGAUGGAUUAAGUGAGAAAGAACAGAUGAGAAGGUAUUAUGAAGCUCGUGAAAAAGUUGAAAAAGCAUCAAAAGGUACAUCAUCUAGUUUAGGUCAUGGAGCUGAAUCACCUCCCAUCGCUUCUUCUUCCAAAAUUGGUUCUGGAAGUCCUCCUAAGGCUAAUGUGGAGGGACCUUAUAUAAAGGAAACAAUACGAUCGAAUCAAACACCAUCACAAAAUGUCCGAGGAGGAAGUCAAGAGAACCAAAAACCUCAAGACGUUCGAGCAUCUCAAGAAUCAAACGUCAGUCAAGUGGUGCAGAGUGGGAUGACAGGGAUGAGCGAGAAAGAACAAAUGAAAAGAUAUUAUCAAGCUCUCGAUAGAGUUAAACAAGUCGCUUCACCCGAUACUCAGUUUUCCCCAUCUACAUCGGGAUUCAAUUCCCUACCUUCCAGCAAUACUUUCGUCACUGCUACAUCUAGCAAUUCUUUAGGUACUGCUUCUUCCGCUAUUUCAUCUAUACCGCCAACAAUGUCCACCAUACCCACUAGGGGAAAUCUGGACGUCGUAUCAUCUUCGAAUAAUCAAGGUCAAACUUUAAGCUCGGGGUCAUCUGUGGCAGGACCAAGUAAGACUUCAGUAGUAGGGAAAGGAACACCUUGGGCUUCAGCAGAGGAAGAGAAAGAAAUGAUGAGGAAAAGAUAUGAAACUGCUACGGCUGCUGUCAAACGUGUCGCUUCUCCACCUAUUCAAUCUCCUACUUUUCCAUCAUUUAUUCCGGCUUUGUCGUCUUUUCAAUCUUCACUGCCUGCUUCAUCUUCUUUCCCAGCUUCACUUCCUGCUUCAUCUUCUUUUCCAUCCGCCGCCCCUGCUUCUUCUCCGUCCAAAUCUUCCAAUCAAGCUAAAAUGAUUAACACUGAUAGUGGUGCUUCCCCAAAACGAACCGAGCUCAUCACACAUACUGGUGCAUCACGGGAAGCUUUCGGUAACAACAAAGAAGGUCAACUUGAUGGAAGAUGGACGAGGGAAACGGAGGAGAUACCACCACCUUUACCGGCUAGACCACCGAGGGAAUAUAUCAAUUUGUUAUCACCAUGAUCAUCUCAUAUCUUGAAGAGUAUGUAUUCUUGAUUGUGAUAAUAAUG
This is a messenger RNA of Tremella mesenterica DSM 1558, 3518 nucleotides long. RefSeq lists its product as uncharacterized. NCBI's taxonomy places the organism in Eukaryota, Fungi, Basidiomycota, Tremellomycetes, Tremellales, Tremellaceae. The transcript is spliced from 3 exons. Gene Ontology annotation, cellular component: division septum. The coding region runs from base 1 to 3471 and encodes 1156 amino acids. Gene Ontology annotation, biological process: division septum assembly. The record is from RefSeq and is a predicted model, not a curated record.